Molecule: messenger RNA, 555 nt
Organism: Trichomonas vaginalis G3
Lineage: Eukaryota; Parabasalia; Trichomonadida; Trichomonadidae
Product: spectrin binding
Exons: 1
Coding region: 1-555 (184 amino acids)
Source: RefSeq, a predicted model, not a curated record
AUGAAAUUGUUUUUUGAAGAAUACUCAAAUCCUAAAGAAAGUAAUCCAAUAAUCAAAUUUGUAGCUUUAUCAAAGAAUCCGAAUAUAUUGGACAUUCUUUUUAAAUAUGGUUAUAGCUUUGAAAAAUAUUCAGACAUAUGUAAGUUUAAGAUCAAAGAUGCUUUAAGAGCUGCAAUGAAAAAUGUGCCAACUUUUGAAAUUCUUCUCAAGAAAUAUUGUGAAUCAAUUCUAGAAAAAGAUUCAAGAUUGGUUAUAGAUGCUUUUAGAUGUGCGAGUAACUCUGCACUUCGUUUACUUCUUGAUGCAAAGUUUAAUCCAUCAUAUAUGACAGAAGAUCACAGAACACCAAUAUCUUUGGCAUGUGCCAUUCGUAAUGUUGAAGCAGUCAAAAUAUUGGCAGAAGUUACUGAAGAUGUUGAUAUUCCACCAGAUAUCAAGGCACCUGCUGCUGUUAGGGUUGUACAAACUGGCACGCCUGCUGGCACACCUUUUUUGGCCAGCUGGCACGAUUUUUUUAAAAAACACAUUAAAAAAGUCACUUUUUGCCCCAUCUAA